Molecule: messenger RNA, 461 nt
Organism: Enterobius vermicularis (human pinworm)
Lineage: Eukaryota; Metazoa; Nematoda; Chromadorea; Rhabditida; Oxyuridae
Source: the annotation of a GenBank genome assembly
AUGCUAUAUUUGUUUAGCCCAAAUGAAUGGAAUUUUGUAUUUGAUAAAGUUAUCACAGAUGCAGAUGGACGAGCACAAUUUACUAAAUUUUUACAAAGUGAAUAUAGCGAAGAAAACAUCCUGUUUUGGUGGGCAGUUCAGGAACUUCGAUUAAGUGACAGUCGUGAACAGUUUGAACGAACAGUACGUGAGAUGUUUGAGACAUUUAUUGCCUCAGAUUCACCGUUGGCAAUAAACAUUGAUCAUGAUACACGGAUGGAUAUUGUUGAACGAGUGGAUACCAAAGAUCCGUCAACGUAUCCAGAAAAUAUUUUUGACAGAGCACAGGCACAUGUAUAUCGGUUGAUGGAAAAAGAUUGCUUUAGUCGUUUUGUUCAUACCCAGGCAUAUAAGGAUCUUGCCAAACGUUUAAAUCUUCCACAAACCUUCAAUCUAAAUGGCCGUCUGACACCAAGGUGAGU